UGAGGGUUGGAUUACUGAUAUAUGAGGGGAUACUGCUGGCUAGGAGUAGUGAGGGUUGGAUUACUGAUAUAUGAGGGGUACUGCUGGCUAGGAGUAGUGAGGGUUGGAUUACUGAUAUAUGAGGGGUACUGCUGGCUAGGAGUAGUGAGGGCUGGACUACUGAUAUAUGAGGGGUACUGCUGGCUAGGAGUAGUGAGAGUUGGAUUACUGAUAUAUGAGGGGUACUGCUGGCUAGGAGUAGUGAGGGUUGGAUUACUGAUAUAUGAGGGGAUACUGCUGGCUAGGAGUAGUGAGGGUUGGAUUACUGAUAUGAGGGGAUACUACUGGCUAGGAGUAGUGAGGGUUGGAUUACUGAUAUAUGAGGGGAUACUGCUGGCUAGGAGUAGUGAGGGUUGGAUUAUUGAUAUGAGGGGUACUAGGAGCUCCUUUGGACUACACAUCCCAUGAUGCUCAGUGACCUGUGUUGGCUGAGCAGUGUGUGAAUUGUAGUCCAGGCAGUGGGUUGGCCAGUCUUGUCUCUGAUCCCCAGCACUGCUAGCAUUGCAGCUACGAGCAAAGCAUCCCGGGAGUUGUAGUUGUAGCCCAGCCCCCUCACAGCCCCAUUCCCGGAAGUGUCGUAAAACCCGAGGCGGAAGGCUGGUCUGGCAGUGCCGGCGGUCUCGCUUUGCGGCCGCGGUGAGAGCGGGAGGCAGGCCGGCCUGGCUGGGUGAUGAGGGUCCCGGAGAGCCGGCAGUGACAGUCUCUCAGCAUGGCCGACACCCCGUGUGGGAGCGGCCCCCCCGGGCCGGAGGAGGACGAGGGCCCCAAGGGCCACCACCGCCACCAUCACCCCCACCAUCACCACCACCAGCUCAACGGCCUCAUCGGCCCCGACCUGCGGCUCCUCAAGGCCGUGUCCGCCAAGGGCCCCGGGGAGCCGGACACGCGGACUGCAGGGGCCCCCAACGGGCUGGACCGGGGCCCCAGGGAGCCCAGGGGCCCCGAGCCGGCAGACAGCUCCCUCCCCGCCGGCCUGGCCGCCUGCAGCCUCCGGGAGGGCGAGCCGGACAUCCGAUACGUGCGCUACGAGUCCGAGCUCCAAAUGCCGGAUAUCAUGAGACUGAUCACCCGAGACCUGUCCGAGCCCUACUCCAUAUACACCUACAGAUACUUCAUCCACAACUGGCCCCAGCUCUGCUUCCUGGUAAGACAUGGCUACUGGCCGGGGCUGGGGGGCUACUGGCCGGGGCUGAGGGGGGCUACUGGCCGGGGCUGGGGGCUACUGGCCGGGGCUGGGGGGCUACUGGCCGGGCCUGGGGGGGCCAGGGCUACUGGCCGGGCUGGGGGGCUACUGGGGCCUAGUGGCCGGGGCCGGGGCUGGGGGUCAUAUAUAUAGACUGCCUAUAAUGGGCGCGUAGCCAGCGCUGGGGGGGUCAUGUAUACCAGGGGUAAAUUUUAUCUUUGCUACAGCCUCAUUUUCACUCGUUAGUGACCAGUGGGAAUUUUGAGCUAUUGUGUGGUAAUAAUAUCAUGACCUCAAACAAUGGUAUUGUGAUGUCAUAAGACCAGUCUGGGGGCCCUUGUAGUACAGAGAGCUGAAGCAUGAUGCAACACCUAAAUGAUAAAUGUAGUGUUUAUUAGGAUGCUAGCAAGUGGGUCAGCAUGCGCUUGCUAGGAUUUCCUGAUUGUAAAAAAUGAACCCAUGACAUGGUAGACAUGUCUAGCAGUGUUUGUAGAAUUCUAGGGGCCUAUAACCAUAGUAUCCAUUCAGUUUUUGUAUCCACCUAUAGUUGUAUGUGUUGAUAUCAUUGGCAUUUCUGUUCAACCUCAAUGACAUUGACUGAGAAUGCUUGUCUAUCCAACCCCCAGCACACUCGGUCAACCAGUGUUGUCUGAUUAAAACACACAUUUUUAAAGUGUAACGGAUGCUCUCUUUAAUUUUGGGAAUGUCUACGGUUGGUGGCUUUGUGCAGCAAGCACUGCACAGACUAGAAUGCAGCCAACUGACCUCACAUUACUGUCAGAGCUCCAAACUAAAAAAAAUCUAUAUUUUAAACAUCAAAUAGAACAACUUUGAUAUUAUAGAGGUGAAUUCUGAGGAAACCAAACACGUCUGAUUCUCAUGACUCCCCUAUGCUACGGUACUCUGUGAAGUUAAUGGCUCUAUAGUGUAUGCUGGAAGACUACAGCUCCCACAAUGCAUCAAGUGGUAUGAGGGCAUGCUGGGAGACUACAGCUCCCACAAUACAGCAGGUGGUGUGAGGGCGUGCUGGGAGACUGCAGCUCCCACAAUACAGCAGGUGGUGUGAGGGCGUGCUGGGAGACUGCAGCUCCCACAAUACAGCAGGUGGUGUGAGGGCGUGCUGGGAGACUGCAGCUCCCACAAUACAGCAGGUGGUGUGAGGGCGUGCUGGGAGACUGCAGCUCCCACAAUACAGCAGGUGGUGUGAGGGCGUGCUGGGAGACUGCAGCUCCCACAAUACAGCAGGUGGUGCGGCGUGUACAGGGGCACAAACUCCACAUAACAGAGUAGUGCGGCGUGCUGGGAGCCUGCAGCUCCCACAGCCACAGCAGGUAGUGCUGAAGGCGUGCUGAGACUACAGCUCCCUGGCUCUGCUUUGAGCUUAAUAUGGCUGCUCCUUUUAUGGUGUGACUUGUCUCUGGAGCUCUGUUGGUGGUAAGUGCUGAUGUCUGGUGCAGCUCCCACACAUAUAGGGACCUCUUCCUCCUUGCCACAGCAUUCAGAAGUGGAUCGACAGGAGGGAGACCAGGUAUGUGUGUGGGCCGUGGCACACCGAAAUGUAGCAGACACCAUCUUAAAGGACCACUCUAGGCACCAAGACCACUUCAGCUUAAUGAAGUGGUCUAGGUGCCAGGUCCAGCUAGGGUUAACCCAUUUUUUUUUAUAAACAUAGCAGUUUCAGAGAAACUGCUAUGUUUAUAAAUGGUUUAAUCCUUCCCCCAAAGCCUCUAGUGGCUGUCUCAUUGACAGCCGCUAGAGGCGCUUGCGUGAUUCUCACUGUGAAAAUCACAGUGAGAGCACGCAAGCGUCCAUAGGAAAGCAUUGAUAAUGCUUUCCUAUGUGACCGGCUGAAUGCGUGCUCAGCUCUUGCCGCGCGUGUGCAUUCAGCCGACGGGGAGGAGAGAGGAGGAUCGGAGGAGGAGAGCUCCCCGCCUAGCACUGGAAAAAGGUAAGUUGUUUUUUUGUGUGUUUUUUUUUUUUUUUUUUUUCUCCUUUCCAGAGCCGGGCGGGAGGGGGACCCUGAGGGUGGGGGCACCCUCAGGACACUAUAGAACGAGUAUGUUUUCCUGGCACUAUAGUGGUCCUUUAACUUGGGCCCCGCUCAUAAGUUGUUGUUUUUUUUUUUGUUUUUUUUUUAACCCCUGCAGUGACAUUCCACGUAUACGACGACCCCCAAGUUUUUGCCUGGUAUCCGAGUUCUCAUAUUCUAUUUUUGUUGCAUAUCCUAUCUCUGCCUAGUUGUGGCUGGGGCAAUUGUGUAGUUGAGCUUAUUUUUGCUAUCGCAUUGGUGUUGGCAGUAUUUUAUUAAACCGCCCACCCAUGCUUAUUUUUUAGCACUGUAAAAAAAGCUACCUCCACGUCUAGUUUGUGCCAAAUCCCAGGUUCUGUGACCGCUACAACGACCAAAAUAUAAUGGAGUCUUCUCAGGCAAUCUGGUCUUAUUGAUUUACAACUGAGAACUGUAGUAUCAAUAAACCCUUUUGUGAUCCAUGACUUGCCAGCUGUUUCUCAUUAAUUAAAUAAUAUGAAUGAAAGUGUCAGCUGCUAUGACCCAGAAUCACAUUUAAUAAACCAUCACUUUCAUACUACUUCAUAGACUCAGAAAGGAAGUGCUAUGGUGUAAAUGUUUUAUUAUAUACAAUAUAUGUACUGACAUAACAUUUCUGGUGUAUCUAUUUAACGCACGUUGUUACAGAUCCUAUUAACACACUGUCAAUGGGUUCAGUAUCCUCAGCAAUUAACAUCCGUCAUUAAAUGUGCAUUAGACUGCUUAAUGCUAUUUUGUCCUAUAUACCUUGAAAAUUUAGUGUCAAAGAAUAAAUUCUAGGAACGCUAGUCCAUUAGAAGGUAGACCAGAUUUGUUUGCUAUUUAAUUUGUGAAAGUCACACGAUGCAACAUUGAUUUGGUGCUCCGUAACCUAAAGAAUAUGCACCCUUUAAACACUCACAAAAGCCACUGUUAUUAUAAAGGAUGCUAAAAAAAAUUUGUGCAGAAUGUCCUGGGAAAUCGGGUUAACCCAGUGAGCAUUGGUUUACAGUCGCACUGAGGGGUUAAGGACACAUUCCAAUCCUCAAGUGGGCCACUGUGACAGGUGAACUGCGUGGUCAUGUAAUUCUGCCAAUUCCAAGACACCAUAAGUAGGAGUGAGGUUACAACUGAACUAUUGUUAUAUUACAGCUAAACAGCUGGCCGGGAGCUAGGUCAAAGUUGAAAAUAUUUUAAAAUUUAGAACCAGAUAAAGACAUAGUACAAUAGCGCUGGAAUACUUUGGAGAGUCCUUGUUAAAGGAACACUAGUGUUAGGAAUACAAACAUGUAUUCCUAACUCAAUAGUGAGGAAGUGGCUGUUUAGGUGGUCAGCCACCUUUUGAUGGCAGUAAAGGAGUAGUUCCCUUUUCUCCACCAUCGCAAUGUUCUCAGCACGGAUGGCCCCACAUCUAUGGUGGAGAUCAAUCUUGAGCUCAGCCAAUCCAAUGCCUUUUUUUAAAGUAAAGCAUUAGGCGGCUAUUGCGCAUACACAGCAAAGUGAUCUCAUCUAGAGGUGUUACUAGGCAGCAAUUUAAACACUGCUUUUUGUCUGCAAUAGUAGUAUGCACUUUGGAAAGCCUGCAGGGAUAGGCUAUAUACAUCAGAACCACUACAUUGAGCUGUAGUGGUCCUGGUGACUAUAGUGUCCUUUUUAAAGGGACCCUAUAGUCACCAAAGCAGUUUUGGUGUAUAGAUCAUGCCCCUGCUGUCUCACUGCUCAAUUCUCUGCCAUUGAUGAGUUAAUCGCUUUGUUUAUGCAGCCCUAGCCACACCUCACUGUACAUGAUUUACAUAGCCUUCCUAAACCCUUCCUGUAAAGUCAGAUCUAAUGUUUACCCUUCCUUUAUUGCAAAUUCUUCAUUUAAAAUGUAUCUCCUGCACUGUUAAUAGCUUGAUAAACACUGUAGGAGCCUUAUGUGUAUGAUUAAAUAUCACUUUACAGAGCAGCAGAUAAGUAUUUCUAAAGCAAGGGUUAACAUGAUUGCAAAUGAAACCAUUUUUACAUGUAGGCAGUGUGUUACAGCUAUGGGAGGUGUUACUAGGGCUGCAUGAACAGAAACAAAGGUAAUUUAACUCUCAAAUGGCAGAGAAAUCAGCAGUGAUAUGAUCUAUACACCAAAACUCCUUCAUCAAGCUAAAAUUGUUUUGGUGACUAUAGUGUCCAAUUACUACAGCAGAGAUCACACUACAAUCGAUAAUACAGAUAUAAAUGAAUGAUCGAAUAAGGAGCUCACUAUGUAAGCCCUAUUUCUCACAAGACCAACCACAUAAAAGCUAAAUUUAUCAAAGAGGCACAUUAUUAAAACCAUAAUCUUUAUUACAAAGAUUCCAACUAAAAUCAUACAAUACAAAUAUAAUAGUCCAUCACCCCUAAGCAACGUAGACUCCUAUAUCCAAAAAAAGCUUGUAUUAAACUCAAUUGAAUAAGUUCAACUGUCAACUGGUGAGACACCACAAGAAGAUGAGGAGAGUUAAACAAAUGUCAAAGAGCCCCUCUUCCAAACCAAAUUGCACAGGAUACAAUAUGGCAGAGUUCCCAAUUAAUUCUCCGCCUCCCCCCUGGCUGUCGGGCGGGCGGUGAGGGAGCAGUGAUCUUCCUGCUCAGCUCCCUCCCCGCCCUUGGCCAUUUUGUUUUACACAAUUUUGGCGGAACCCAAAUUGGGAAACGCUGCAAUAUGGGAUAUAAUAUGUAAGUUAUUAUUCACUUGAGUUGUAUAUGUAAGAAAUGUAUAUGGUGCAAGGAGGUCCUGGGUGCCACCUUACCUCAAGAGGUUAAACUUGGGGUUUACUUUGCGGUCAUUUGGCAUCUUGGUCCUUCUCAUACCAUAACAACUUAAUUCCUUUUAAGUUUAUAUCACUCUUGGACAUAAGUAGGUGCUAAAUUAUUAAAAUGUAAUUUUGUGCACUGCAAAUGUCUUGUUAACUGGAACUUCAGUAUUUGACUUUUAAGCAUGGGGUUCAGUUAUCGUAUGUGACCUUUGUCCUGAUAGAGGGUUCUAAUUUCCAAAGAAUUCAGUAUUGACUCCGUGAGCCUUCCUAAUUGGACUUUUUUUCUCUAUUCGCUGGGCAUUACAUCAUCACCUGCUACAUGGCAGUACCUGCACUGGGGGCAACUGGACAGAUAACUUUUCAACAAUAAAGACAAGAUCAGCACAAGAACCAUAGUGACUUGCAGAAGUUAGGUUGCAUGUCUUCUGGCAGUGAAUAGACUUUAUCCCAAACCUGUGAAAAACUAGGCUCCUUGUGUGCGUUUCACCAUCUGGAAAUAAUACCCAAGCCUAGCCCACAACGAAAACCGCUAGUCCAGCUGGAUUUCUGCUGACUGGGAUACAAUUUUCACUCUCCCAGAACUCAGUACAUUUUCCGCAGUCUGUAUCCACCAAGAUAUAUCACGGGCUGAGGGAAUAUGCUCUUCUCACUGAACACUGCCGGGAGGGAUGUAGUUGCGGGUUCCAAGUGUCUUGUCUUCUAGGUUGGUAAUCUACUUGCUCAACUGCAAAGGAGGAGACUGCUACCUGUGGAAUGGAUGCUAUAUUAUGUGUUAUUUGUACAUUUUUUCUUUUUGGCAGCCGUAUUGUAGCCUAUAGCAAAGUACCUUUUUGCAUUGUUAAAGUAUUACUAUAGGCAAACAGACCACUUCAGCUCAAUGAUGUGGUCUGGGUGCCAGGUCCCUCUAGGGUUAACCCUGCCUGCUGUAAACAUAGCAAUUUCACUGAGGGUUAAUCCAGCCUCUAGUGGCCCUGAGGGGGGACGGGGACCUAAUGACCCUAUAGUGCCAGGAAAACGAGUUUGUUUUCCUGGCACUAUAGUGCUCCUUUAAGCCCAAGUGAUGAUUAGUAACCAGUCUAUAAUUACAGCAAGCUUCCCAUGGUUCCUGACAAAUAUAGGAUUUAUUGACGUCUGUUUUUUUUAAAUCAUGAAGUGAUUUGUACAUAUAGAUUAAAGGCAACUAGAUCUCCUGCAAUGUAGACCGUUUUAAUUUACCGAUGUGCAGUACAGGGUUACUUACUAAAGGGAGAGUUCAAAGUUCAUUUUAACUUUAAGGCCAAAGUCGCCUGUGACCAGUGCUGCUGUUUUUACAUUGAAUUUCGCUUUAAAUUCACCUUGUUUUCUAACUAAAGCUGGCUUCAUUGAGUCAUUUUUACACGGGCACCAUAACCACUACAGCUUAACUUAAACAUGUGUAUCCCAGGAACUUGUUAAAAAGGUUUAUUUUAAAACCUCUGUUUCACUUACAGCUGAAUUGAGGUUGUGCAGCCAUGAUCUAUUGGAGGGAAGCUGUACAGAUAGCACGUCUUGACAUGUAGCAUUUUUGUAAGACAUACCCUUUUACAUUAUGUAGAAAAUGGAACGCCCUGAGUCACGCCAGCAAUAUAAUGGCUUUGGGUGGGGUGUAUGUAAGGUAAUCAGCUGUGACAGGCCAUCAGCAAUGCGUUAAACCUCAAAAAGUAAAUUAUUAUUUAACCAUCCUGCUCCUGAAUAGAAACACGCACUUUGCUGGUGGAAAUCUUUCUAUUAAACUGAACCAGUCAUGCUACAAGAUCUGUGAGUGUUUAAGUAAUAACUGCCCUCCAGUUCUGAUUUUAUUAUUUAAUGUUAUUUUAAUAGUUUUGUAAGCAUAUGCCAUUGUUAAAAUUGUUUAAUGGGUCUCAAACAAGUUAUCAACUUGCACACACUGUAGGUCCUUUGGUGCCCCCUGGUGUUCCUUCAAAGAACUGGAGCUUUGUUCAAUCUCAGUGCCUUUAUCUCUGUCCAUAAUUAGUUAUUUAUAUUCCACAGUGCUGUUUAAUAGGUAAACCUUUAAUUCAACCAGAACAAGUUUGAAAUAAGGGUAAAAAUGAGACUGUACACCAUAACCUCUUUUGUUUCUUGUAUAGGUUAUAGUAUAUGGAAGCCUCUCUGCUCUCAGACUGAUGGGCUGUCCAGAUAUGACUAUGAUCAGCCUGAGAUGCAAUCUCAUCUACCGACUCCACACACAAAUUGUCAGACACUGCGCGAUUGAUAAUAAAGUUAACGGUUUCUGAACUAUUAAAUUGUGCAAAGACUCCUCUUUAACUGUGCAAACAGAUAAACUGGCCCUUUAAUAUAGUGAAUUUCUUACCUGUGGGAAAACCUUAACUUUUUUUUCUUUUUUUGUGGGCAAGUGUAGUUUAUCGUGGUUUGUAUUUAUAUUUGAAUUUUCCAGAAACCUCUUAAAUCAUACGUUGCAAUACUUGUAUUUCAGGCCAUGGUGGAAGAAGAGUGCGUAGGUGCCAUUGUCUGCAAGUUGGAUAUGCACAAAAAGAUGUUCCGGAGAGGUUAUAUAGCCAUGUUAGCGGUGGAUUCCAAAUACAGGCGGAAAGGCAUUGGUAAGAAAACCGCAUUCUGUUUCUUACAGAUCUUAAAGGGACAUUCUAAGCACCAAAGCAACUUUAUCUUAAUGACACAGUUUUGCUCUAUAGAUCAUACCUCUGCUUUCUCAAUCUCUGCCAUUUUAGAGUUAAAUGACAUUUGCUUCUGUUUAUGCAGCCCUAGCCACACCUCCCAUGGCUGUGACUGAUGCAGCCUGCAUGAAAAAAGGUUCCAUUUUCAGAUGUGACAGCACUGUGUUUACUUUAGAAGUUUUUAUCUCCUGCUCUGUUAAUUGAACUUUAGUACAUGCAGGAGGAGAUAAGGAAUUCUAAAUUAAAACGGCUAUGCCAGGGGUUGGCAACCUUCGGCACGCCACAUGUUGUAGGGCUAUGUGAUAAACAAUAAAGUUUAAGCACCAGAUCUCUCUUUUCAGGACUGUGUAGGUCACAUGCACGAGCGGUGGAACAAGAGCUGCAUACACAAAAGUGAUUUUACAACUAAAUGACAGAAAAUUGAGCAGUGAAACAACAGGGGCAAGAUCUAUACACAAACUGCUUUUUAUUAAGCUAAAGUUGUUUUGGUACUUAAAGUGUCUCUUUAAGCUAGCUGUUUCGUUUCAGCAGAAAAAAAGUGCUUAUGCACAUCUCAUGCUUUUAAGACCACAUAUUAAACUAAUAACAAAUUCAUAUAAUCUACACAUGCAAAUGUGGUAUGUACUCUGUAAGCUUAUAUUGGAUGUUUUCACCUAGAUAGUGGAAUCCUUCCUUGGAGAACUAGUUUUUUGUAGAUUUUAUAAUUGCACGUUUACUGCAAAUCUUGAGUUGUCUGGCGCUGCACAACCUCAGUUUCACCAGAUCCCUAAUUUUCUCUACUGGAUUGAGAUCUGUGAUGUGAGCCUAGCUGUGGGAGUAAAUGGAAGUUUGUUUUAUUUUUAGGAGCUAGCUUUAGAUGGCACAUACCCCCUUCUGCUGGAAGUAUCUGUAGCCGUAAUGCAUGGGUAUACUGUGGUAUCUAGUUGGUGAUAAGGAAUAUAAUGUAUGGCCAAUAAUAUCCUCCAGUUAGUCAACGGUUGAACACCUGACCUUAGAUGGAAUAUCCAAGAGUUGAAUCACUAAAGCUUAUUGGGGCUCUCAUUGUACCAAAAGCUUGGCCCCUCAGUCACCGUACAAAUAAUCUUAAACAGAAAACAAUUAGGAAAAAACCCAUAAAUGGACAGUUUAGAUGUGUUGCAAAAUCCAUUCACUAAAGUGUUUGUGUGUUUCCCAUCUAAAUUUCAGGUACAAAUUUGGUAAAGAAAGCUAUUUAUGCCAUGGUUGAAGGGGAUUGUGAUGAGGUAAGUCAUUUAAUUCUAAUUUGCUCUAUUGUUCCAUAUUGUUGACAUCACCUUUUACUUAUGUGAGUGCUUAAACAUGCUAGGAUAUACUGUUAACUGAUUAAUUUGUGAGGCUGGAUAAAAAAGGUAGGUUAACUUUAUCUUCAUUGGGGGAUGACACCUGGCAUAGAUCGGGUUAAGGGUUACUCCAUGCCUCCUAACCACUAAACCCUGCUGUAGUGUUUGACGUGAGGAGUGUCUAGCCCCGUUGCCUUAUAAUAGAUUGUCCUCAUACCUGGGUCCGCACUGUCCAGCCGAUUUGCUUGUCUGGUGGUGUGCAUCCAGCUUAUGCAGAGCUGCAGAUGCCGAUCCCAUCACCAUUAAUUGGCUGAGGAAGUCAGCUGACCACUCUCCGCCAAUGAACGACAUUCUGUGCAGAGACACAUGCACAGAACUAACAUUAGCCAGCAAGGAACUCUUGUUCUGGGAUUGCUAAUGGUGCCCCAAUGACGCUGCCAGAAGUGGAGUUACACCUCUGGCAGUAAAGGGGAUUAACUCUAUAUGUGCAGAAUUUCAUAGCAAUACACCACACAUACAGACUGCGAGCACCAUGACCACUUCAAACACUGCAGUGCUUAGAAUAACUCUUUUAAAGAAACCUCCAAAUGUUUAGUUUUAAGGGAACAGUCUAUAAUUAAAGCAGGUAAUUGGUUUAUGUGGGGAGAUUUAUCAUGCCUAAACUGGUGCUUUUUUAAGGAACAUUCUAUUGGUUUCCAUGGUGAUUGCCCUUUAUUUAGCACUUUGCCCCAGAAUUGCACGUUUGCCUUGGUACAUCUCCCCGGUAAUGUUUGAUACGUUUUAAUACGCAGUAACUUGCCUCACUUGGAUAGUAAGUGUCUGUCAGGGGGCACUUUAAUAGCCACAGUAAUAUUUUUUAUUUUUAUUUUUUUUUUUCUCCUAUAAAUUAUCGAUUUUAAUAGUUUGUUUUGAUUUAAUACAGGUGGUCCUGGAAACUGAGAUUACAAACAAGUCUGCUUUGAAACUUUAUGAGAAUCUUGGUUUUGUGCGAGAUAAGCGCCUGUUCAGAUACUAUUUAAAUGGAGUAGAUGCACUGCGUCUUAAACUAUGGCUGCGUUGAGAAAGAGAAUGUCAAAUCAAGGAGCAAAUUCCCAGUGGAUGCUCGGACAGGACAUCCCCUCCAUGCAGCUCUUCUGUCAGUAUCCCAUUGCGUCGCAAAUAUUUGUUGCACUAAGGCAUGGCGCAUUUGUCCUAAGAGCAGUGUUUCGAACAUCAAGGAGACCUUUUGGUACCAGCAAGAUGUGCCAGUGGCUAGCCAAGACAUAUUCAUUAAUUCGCAAAUCUACUGACUGCGUUAAAUAAAAAAAAAAAAAAUAUAUGAACAUUUAUCAGAGACCUAAUGUGAGAACUGCAAUUACAGAGAUUACAGCAGCCAAUGUAAAUUGUAAAAUUCUAUAAAUGUACUAACAUUUCAUACAAUCCUUGCCAUAGUUUUCUGAGGAAGGACGGGGAGGAAAGCUUACAUUUUAGGUUUUAAUUUCCAACUUUAAAUUUUGCAUUCUUGAAUAUUGUUACCUCGGUGAAUAGUAAAUGGGAGAGGGGGAAUCAAAUGUAUUUUAGGGUGGUGUGUGUGUGUGUUACAAUAAGUAACGGUAAUUACAGUCUGCCAGUGCCUGUUUGGGGUCAGUAAAGUUUGUCCUCACCCUCUUGCUAACUGCAUGCUUUUCUUCCCAAUCGACUUUACUUUUAUUUAAAUUUUACAGUAAAUUAUUUCAGAUUUCGAUAAUUUAGACCUUUUUUCCCCCAAUAACUUGAGUGGCGAUUAAAGGAAACACUCACUUUAUAUUUUUUUUUCACAAAGUGUAAGCUAUUUAGGGAAUAAAACAAUCAUUUAGCUGCUAAAAGGAUAUAAUAACAAAAAAAACCAAUACUAUAACUUAAAUCUAUGCUGGUUCUGGAUGCACUUUUCUUUACGAAUGAGGGGUUUUAAAGGAAAAGAAAUAUUGUAAAUUUGGUAUGAUUUUAUUUAAUACUGUUAUUGCAAAAAUCUCUAGAGAAUCCUUUUUUGCCCCUCUUAUUUUUUCCCCCUUCAUCUUCCCAUUUUAUAGUCUUUUUAGGGGUUUUCCCCAUACAAUUUUUACUGAGAUAUCCGCUUCACUUUAUCCUAAACAUUCUCUUUUGUCUUUAAAAUAAAUCUAAACGUUCUAUUGUAUUACACUGCAUCUGCAUUUAUUUCAUGUUAAUCUAGAAGAGACUGUUCUUCACUGUAGGAUAUAAAGUAAUAUUUUCAUUCACAGAUCUCACAAUUAUACUAUUUAAUAUAUGUGUAUUUUUAUUUUUCCAAACAAAGCCAGUAUAAAUGUUCCUUUCCCCCUCAUUUAUUCUUCAUUAUAGCUCAGUUUUUUGGCAGAUUUUUUUUUUUUUUAAAUGUUUUUUUGUUUAAUGAUUUAUAGCCACCAAUAUUUUUAUGAAUCCUAUACCUACAGCUAAGUACUGAUUUUCAACUUUAAAACUGUACAGGUGUAUGAUGUAUGUCUGUAAAUUAACAGGCCUUCUAAGCAGAUAGAAAUCAUUUAAAUGAACGAACCCAUUCUAAAAUAUCAGAUUUACAGUAAUUCUUUAUAUUUUCCAUAAUUUGUUUCAAUACUUUAUCAAUAUUAAGUUUGAGGAAUACAUUUGGUGCUUGCUGUUAAAUUUUUAUUUUUUUUCUGCUUGUUGUGUGUUCAGCGUUUGAUCUGUCUCCAACAGAAUUUGUACUGUAUGUUAGUGUCCUAUAUAAUGAAAAUCAAAACAAUUUCACCCAUUUCUGGAAAGGUAAAAUCACUUUUAUUGAGAUCUCAACUUUUCCAUAAACGCAAUGUUGGAUCAAAACUUAAUUGGAAUCAUUACAUUCUAAAUGUCACUAAAAUGCAAAACAAGAUUGUUCUUUAAAAGAUCAUUUAAUAUAUUUCAGUGUUGAAUAUAUUUGCUUAUUAAAUGUUGUACUUUUUUUUUUUUUUUUGGUUCCCUCAUCUGCCUUCACCCUUUCAGUGCUGAAAUAAUGAACCAUACAACACGAUUGCGGUUUUUGCAGCUCUGAACUGGUUACUUUCAAGUACUUCUGCAUUCUGCAAAACAUUGCAUUACUUAGCACUGAAACGCAAAAUACAAUUUUAAUGGGGUUGGUGUGCGUUCUAAAAUAAACCUUGUUCUGCUGUGUUUUUGGUGAUGUAGAUAUGGAUUUUGUUUAAAUUAUGUUCUUGGCUGCUGUGCAUCUUUGCUUUCGAUAAAGAAACACUGACCAAUAGAAAGAUGUGACCAGUUUCUAAAGCAAGUUGUUUUUUUAUAAUUUGUGUUUGUUUGUUUUUAAUAGCACAUGUAUGGUACAAAUUUAAUGUAUUAAGUGAAUAUCUAAGCUGAGUACAGCUCAACUACAAAGAGGUUAUUUGUGAAGAGCGGUUGUAGUUUACGGGUGCUGUUGCUAAUGGUU
Pelobates cultripes (western spadefoot toad) is the source of this 13380-nucleotide messenger RNA. Lineage: Eukaryota; Metazoa; Chordata; Amphibia; Anura; Pelobatidae. The record is from the annotation of a GenBank genome assembly.